This is a messenger RNA of Wallemia mellicola CBS 633.66, 2082 nucleotides long. RefSeq lists its product as hypothetical. NCBI's taxonomy places the organism in Eukaryota, Fungi, Basidiomycota, Wallemiomycetes, Wallemiales, Wallemiaceae. The record is from RefSeq and is a predicted model, not a curated record. The transcript has 2 exons. Gene Ontology annotation, molecular function: protein binding. The coding region runs from base 24 to 2069 and encodes 681 amino acids.
GAACGACGAACACUGAGGGAGCGAUGCAGCUCGCCAAAGCGCUUCAAUUCAAUCCCGCCAGACAGUCUAGAGAAGCUUCUGCGAGAAUACGCUCUAUUUUGAGUUCAGGGAGGGAUCAUAACGAUGCAUACGUUGAAAUACAAAAUUUAGCUUUAAAAUUAGGUCCAAAUAGUACACUGGAUAGCCCUCUAUCGUUGGCCUUAGCCCAAACUAGCUAUCUUCACGGUUUGAUCAGACGUGGUGAAGUUUAUCAAGCGCGUAAGAUGAGUUUGGCGUUUGCAAGAGCUGCAGCGAGAGCACCAAAUGGUCGUUAUCCAUUCAGUCGGAGAAGGUUACCAUUAAAGACUAUGUCUUCGAUUAUUCACUCCCUCAUUGGUCAACCUGGACAGUCUUCUACUACUACAUAUAGCAAACCAAACGGAAGACCAACUUACUCGUUUUUAUACCUCAUAUCUCAAUUUCCAACUCCCGGUGCAAGGGCAGCUAGAAUGUUCGUAUCACAUCAUGCAAAAUUAGGUGAUAGAAGAGCUCUUAGGGAUUUCCUAGUGAUAUUAAUAUUCGGCUUACUAAGUGCUGAAAUGAUAGGUGGUGCCGUAGCUUUAUACUCCCAUUGGUGUAGAAAAUAUGCGGUAAGCGAAGCGCAAAAAAGCUCCAUUAUCUCGCAAAAUAAUGAUAAAACCACCAAAGCCGUCAAUAAUCUGUCAACCUCGAGUCACAUUACAUGGCAACCUUCAAAAUCACUUAUCAAAGUGCUUUUAAACAAGUUACAUACAUCUCGAGAUGAUCCAUAUAAGCAAAUGAAGGCUGGUGUAUUAUCGCAUGUUGCUCAAUUGCUUGAUGAUCGGAUAAGAAUAGGUAACCUUUCAAUAAUGGUCAGUGAAUUGUCUUCCUACACAAGGAAGCACAAGUCAUCACAAUAUACUCGUCAAUUUGAGCGUACAUUAGAGAGUUUAUCAGAGGAUAUUAUAUCUGGUCGUAUUUUCCAUAAUACCAAACAAAGAGAUUACAAAAGAGUGAAAGACAUCAAUGCAUCAACAUAUAAUGCACUCAUUAGUCAUUUUAUGCAUCUUAGAGAUAUGACGAGAGUUCAAUCACUUUUGGAAUCUUUCAACAAUCGUUAUGGUGCUGUCAGAAGUGAUACUCUUAACGCUGUAUUGAGUGCAAGCGUUGAAGCAGGUGAUAUUCAGCUGGCCACACGUUUAGUUGAACUUUUGCAAUGGAAACUUAAUUAUCAGUAUAGCAAUAAGUCUCGUUGGUCCGGUUUCAGGAUUGCUCAGGAUGAGAAGGUAUUGAAAGAAUUAAAGAAAUGUAAUCACUACAAUGUUGAUGACAACACUGUAUCUGCCCUUCUCAAGUUUUAUGUAGCAACGGGAAAUAAGAAGAUGGUCGCACCAUUAACGUACCAAUAUUUACCACAUUUAGACUUAAACACUGUGAAAGAAGACCGUGAAAGUAGUUACAGGAAAUUGGAUGAACAGACUAGUAGUGAUUUGUUUGCAGCCGUCCAUAGAACACUCAAAACUGGCUUAGCUGUCAGAUUACUAAAUGAUAGGCAAUUAGAGAAUAUGUCUGUGGAAUCACUUACUUCAGUUAUGACAAUACUAUCCCAAGAAGCUCGUAAAUGGAGCCAAUUCAGUACUGGAUGGGGUCCUAAAAGAUGGAUCAGAAGCAGCUUCUUUGAGUCAAAAUCAACGUCUGAUUUGAAUAAUGACACCAGGAGUAAACAAAUUCAUGAUCAAAUGAAAUUGAGGCAUAAUAGUGCAAACUUUAUGGCAACUACUCUUUAUAAGUCUGUUAGAAAUAGGCCAUCAAAACAUCAAGUUGAUAGGAAUGACGUUAGUAUAGAUGAGGGUUUCUUGAGAAUGUGUUUGAAAGUAUUUCAUAGAUCCAAGUAUAUGAUCGCAAUUGAUGAUGUUUUGAUGCAACUACAUCAACGCAAUUAUACCAUCCCUCAUCAACAUAAGGAGCGUUUUGAAUGGAUUAAAAUGCAAGAUCCUCAACUUAUUUUUGAUAAAUUUAAUAAAUCAAGAGUACCCAUAGUUGUUUCGCCAAAGUUUCAUAACAUAUAGAAACGUAUUUUUG